Chlorocebus sabaeus (green monkey) is the source of this 2558-nucleotide messenger RNA. RefSeq names its product dual specificity tyrosine phosphorylation regulated kinase 4 (gene DYRK4). The record is from RefSeq and is a predicted model, not a curated record. Gene Ontology annotation, molecular function: ATP binding; protein serine/threonine kinase activity; protein serine/threonine/tyrosine kinase activity. Gene Ontology annotation, biological process: peptidyl-serine phosphorylation; peptidyl-threonine phosphorylation. Gene Ontology annotation, cellular component: cytoskeleton; nucleus; cytoplasm. Lineage: Eukaryota; Metazoa; Chordata; Mammalia; Primates; Cercopithecidae.
GGAAUGAGCCGUAAUCUGGGGGUGGGAAUGCCAGGGCCCCAUGCCAGGAAGGCCCGGGAGCCCAUGGCUUUGCUCUUCACCUCCGGCCUGGCUUCCACAGGUCCUGCAUGAUCACAUUGCCUACCGCUACGAGGUUCUGGAGAUGAUCGGGAAGGGGUCCUUUGGACAGGUGGCCAAGUGCUUGGAUCACAAAAACAAUGAGCUGGUGGCCCUGAAAAUCAUCAGGAACAAGAAGAGGUGUGGCUUGGGGGAUGACAUAGGCCACAGAAGAGGGACUGUGUGACUCUGGCCCCUGCAGAAUGCCAGCCCUUCCUGACUCUGCCUCAGCCUCCGAUCUUCCCUUUUGUUUUCCCUUUUCUCUUUCUACCUGUCUGAUUUCAUGAGGGGGCAAAGAGGAGGUGAAAGUAUGGUGUUUUUAGUGCUUCCUGCCACUAGACAGUCUUGCUGGGGUCAUGGGGAGGGGCUGACUGACUGCUGCAGUGGGACCUGACACUGAUGUUUCUGUCCCCAUUUCCCACCCUGCCUGCCACUCCCCAUCCCCUCAGAUUUCACCAGCAGGCUCUGGUGGAGUUGAAGAUCCUGGAAGCCCUCAGAAAGAAGGACAAAGACAACACCUACAAUGUGGUGCAUAUGAAGGACUUUUUCUACUUUCGCAAUCACUUCUGCAUCACCUUUGAGCUCCUGGGGUCAGCUGCCUUUUCUUCUUAACUCAUUUCCUCUGGAAAAGUUACCUAAGUGAUAGUGUUUGAGGUCAGAACACUAGAUUUUUCUGGGUGUGAAUAUUUAAUAACUAGAAUGUUCAUGACAGUCACUUAGUUAUGCAGAAGGCCCAGGAGCAAGGAGGCUGGGAUGAAAGCAGACAAUCUUGGUAUGCCUGUCACCUGCCAGCCUCCCCGUGAGGUACUUCCCUGGGGUGGGUACUGAGCCAGGUGACGUGACCAAAACAAGGCCUCUUUCCUCAAGAGCUAAACCAAAAUAGUCAAAAAGGACUUUUCUUUGUUUGCUAUCAUAUUCCCCACUCGUAGGCUUUCUGGCCUGAUCGUGCAGAGGCGGAAACCUAAAGGGACAGGCAGCUGGCUGCUCAGAGUGGGAAAAGGGUUUUGAUUUUGAGUAAAUAAGGACAAGAGCAGAUAUUUUUGGUAAGAGAGCAGAGCCUGACUUAAAUAGAUUGGCAUGGCCUGGCUGAAUAUUGGAGCUGACGAGGCAUGCUAAUCGCAAGGGCAUGCUAAUUUGAUUAUUCUUCUCUCCGGGAAGACCAUCUGAUGCAAUUUAUAUAACACUAGAAACCCAGAAUGCAUUUAGCAAAGGAGAACAAGCAGGGCUGAGCUCUCUGAGUGUUACUGGAUUCAGCAAGCUGGUAGCUCAGGGCUCCCAGGACACCGCUGCUGAUGGUGAAACUCUAGGAACCAGCUACAUUUGAAUUAGCAGAAUCAACUUGUACGAGUUGAUGAAGAAUAACAACUUUCAAGGCUUCAGUCUGUCAAUAGUUCGGCGUUUCACUCUCUCUGUUUUGAAGUGCUUGCAAAUGCUUUCUGUAGAGAAAAUCAUUCACUGUGAUCUCAAGCCCGAAAAUAUAGUGCUGUACCAAAAGGGCCAAGUCUCUGUUAAAGUCAUUGACUUUGGAUCAAGCUGUUAUGAACACCAGAAAGUAUACACGUACAUCCAAAGCCGGUUCUACCGAUCCCCAGAAGUGAUCCUGGGCCACCCGUACGACAUGGCCAUUGACAUGUGGAGCCUGGGCUGCAUCAUGGCAGAGUUGUACACGGGCUACCCCCUGUUCCCCGGGGAGAAUGAGGUGGAGCAGCUGGCCUGCAUCAUGGAGGUGCUGGGUCUGCCGCCAGCCGGCUUCAUUCAGAUGGCCUCCAGGAGACAGACAUUCUUUGAUUCCAAAGGUUUUCCUAAAAAUAUAACCAACAACAGGGGGAAGAAAAGAUACCCAGACUCCAAGGACCUCACGAUGGUGCUGAAAACCUAUGACGCCGGCUUCCUGGACUUUCUCAGAAGGUGUUUGGUAUGGGAACCUUCUCUUCGCAUGACCCCGGACCAGGCCCUCAAGCAUGCUUGGAUUCAUCAGUCUCGGAACCUCAAGCCACAGCCCAGGCCCCAGACCCUGAAGAAAUCCAGUUCCUUUUUCCCUUCUGAGACAAGGACGGACAAGGUUCAAGGCUGUCAUCACUCGAGCAAAAAAGCAGAUGAGAUCACCAACGAGACUACAGAGAAAACAAAAGAUGGCUCCACGAAGCAUGUUCAGCCUUCAGGGGAUCAGCAGGACUCUCUCCAGCACAGAGCUGACACUGUUCAGCUGCCUCAACUGGUAGAAGCUCCCAAGAAGUCAGAGGCACCUGUUGGAGCGGAGGUGUCCAUGACCUCCCCGGGACAGAGCAAAAACUUCUCCCUCAAGAACACAAACAUUUUACCCCCUAUUGUAUGACCUUUGCUGAGGGUAUGUCCUGCUCCUUUCCACCAGUGAUUUGUAUUAAGACAGCACUUAUAUUGUACAAUACUUCAGACUGUUUUUUUUAAAUACAUAAAAGUUUAUUUAAAAAAAACUCUAUUAA